AAUGAUUGUGAAGUGGCAUGUCCUGUCAGAUUGUGACUACAAAGUCGUGAUUUAAAUAGAGAAAUACUACAAGAAUUUUCAAUCGAAGGCGUUAAUGAUAUCUGUUUACUACCUGUCAUGUGCACUUGGACCUUUAAAUAACAUGACAAGAUGAUCGUUUGAAAAUUUUUGAAGUGGCAGACGUAAGGUUGCGAAUAGAAAAUGGCAGAGCAAAAACCAAAGCAAGGUGCAAAACCACCCACGGCACCAAAACCGAGGGCAUCGGCAGCUUCAGGCAUGUCGGGGAUGCCUUCGAUGAUCAACGAUGAAGGCCUAGACAGACUCAUGGAGCGCUUUGGCAACCCGUCAAUGAAUUUUGGUCCUGGCAGCGCAGCUUGGAAAAGUAAAUUUGAUCAAAUGGGUGGUAUGAGUAGCGCUGGUACUGGCAGUGGUACAGGGCAGCAGCAGACUGUCGUCACACACACGCGAGUCACGACGGGGACGGGGACCACUGAGACAAAAAUUACCCGGACGUCCUCCAGGGAGAUGAAGACAAUGUCACAAUUCCGCUCAUUUGACCAAAGUAAUAGAAAUGUGGUUUCUACAGAUGGGUGCGGGAUCCCGGAUUCUAUCCGUUCUUUGGGUAGCCUUGGUAUGGAAGGUGGGAGCGCGUUUUCUCAUCAGCCUAGUGUCAAACAUUCAUUCGGGAGUCUGAAAAGACGAUUCGAAAAUUUGGAUUUGGAAAGAAGGAGCAGUGAACCGGUGUUCCCUGAGGGGUUGACUCAGCAAGAAAACCUAGUCCAGAAGCUCUCCAGUGGAUCUGGUACCACUGAGUUGCAUGUUAGUGCUAAUGAUGUGGCAAGUGAACAAAGCAGUGAUUUUACAAAAAGACCUGCCUCAAAUACCUAUCAAAUUAACAUGAAAGCUGGUACAACUGUCAAUAUGAACAGUUCUGUGGAUAAAUCUAGCACCUCUCCAAGAGCUCAGCGUGGUGUAUUGAAAACUGAUCAGAAUGGUCGCCCUGGUUCGCCUAAGUUGUCUUUAUUAGGAAGUAAAGGUGUGAGACAGAUACCUGUUAAUGUUGUAACCUCUGACGCUGUUGGUCCUAAAACUUCUGCUCAACAACCCAAAAUGAAAGUGACGAGAUCGACUUCUGAGAACCCACCAAGUAAUAAAAAAGCUGCUGUGAAAAGACCAGAGCCAAAACCACGAACAACUGCUCCACGUACAACCACACCACCUCGUACAAACACCCCACCACGCACAACCACACCACCUCGUAAAAACACUCCACCAAGCCAGUCUCACCAAAUAAAGGUUAUUCGUGUUCAAACAGACCCCAAGGAAAUUCCAUUAGUUGACUCACAAAAGCAGAAUGCAAACAAACCAGAGAGUCUUUUGGAAAAAUAUAAAAACGUCAAGGCUGCUGCGGAUUCGGCACCGCCGAAACAAGUCGUAGAUAUACCGAUUCGUAUCGCUAAGGUGGAAUCGGAGGCCAGUGGGUCAGGAAGUGAUUACGAGGAUGUCAUGAUUCCUCCGCAGAAUCGAAGUUCCGAUAAAAAUGCUCAAAAAAGUCCCGGCUUGCACAUCCGCGCUGAUCGACUCGUGCGUGCUCCUUGCAGUGAUACUGACUCAUCUUAUUCGAAAGAGAGCCAUGUGCAAAAUACUAGCGAGGAUUCUGAUUCGGGAGAUGAUUAUGACGAAGUUUAUGUCAGCGAUGGCCGGUUAAGAUUUCUCACAGAGCCCGUCGAUAGACGGAUGCAGUUCAUUCAGAAAUUGGACGCAGAGAAUAAUAAUUUCCACGAUGUUCCAAUCGAGUAUAUGGAUGCGGGUUCAGGGGUCGUUGAUGACGAAUCAGAUUCUGAUGAAGGUUACGAGAUGGUGGAUGAGUUCUUGGGCAGGAAGUCUCAUUUGGCAGUUGAGGAAGUUUCCAACAGAAGAGGAGCUAGCCAAGGGAAAUUAGGGCCUGGUCGACGGAAUCAGAAUAAGGCUCGCUAUCAGACGGAUCCCGGUUUGAAAUCCGGCUUUGCUGUCUACAGCAAAGAGGAAGCCGUCUCGGACCCUGAUGAAGAGUUUUACGAUGACGUGACUAGCAAAGAUCAGGACGACCAUUACGAACCUGUUGGCCAGCCGUAUACGCAACCAGAGGGUGAUGACGACAAAUCUCACCAGGCAAACGCUGUGAAACAAUUUGGUAGGAAGGCCGCAGGUCAUAUUCAUGCGUUCAAGAAAAAAUUUGCAACGCGACUUUUCAGUAAAGGAUUAGAGGACGAAGACCUAAAGUCGAAUAGCAUUGACCCACUUGAGGGUCAAGAGAAGGGGAGGAGUUUGUCUCAACCUGACCCAACAUUGGAGGCUUCUUUGAGUUCUAAGUCGGAUACAACCCUUGAUUCCGAGUUAGAUACGAAUCAGAAAGUGCGUUCUUUGAGUGACAUUCACACGCCAAGGUUUGGGGUGUUUCCCGAGGGUGAUCCCCCUGACAGGCCUCCUCCGAGGUUAAAGAGGAAUACUGCUGAUCUCAACGCUGUAGUUCCACCUCCUAAUAUUUCCUUAGGUCCCAGUUUUCCAGACGGGUAUUUGGGCAACCCUCAAUUCUCGCAUUCCCUUGAAAAUCUUGUGUCGGGCUUCCCAAAAAUGGACCUCAACGCCAGACCACCGGCAGCUCUCCCACGAGAUGCGACCUCAUCCUCGUCAGUUUCCACGACAACCAAAUCAUCAAGUAGUCACACAAGUUAUUCAUGGACCAAUGAAAACGGGGUAUCAAAUAGUACGACUACUACGAGUAGCAAUAUAGAAGAGAGCGUGGAAAUAAUGAACAGGCUGAAUGUAUCGCCGUGUUUAGCUCGGCGAAAUAAGGAGUCGAAAACAGGUUCUUUUGAUCGUCGGCGAUCAAGGGCUAUGAUUAAACGUGAAAGUCGUAGCAGCCACAGUACUAACGCGGGAAAGACUGUCACCAAAGUGAAGAAACAAGACGAUUAUCUCCACAUGAGUCGAACAGAAUCGAAGGUGCUCGGUGACGACAGUAGUAGCGAUGACAUGGAUUACAUCGACGCAGGAAGUGAAGAGGAUAGAUUAAAAGCAUUACAACUGAGUAUGCAGAAGUCUGGAGCCAAAGUUGAAAUCCACGGGGAAUCAAGCUCAAGUUAUCUUGAACUGCUUGAUAACAAUGUGAUAACCCAGCUGAAGCGUGUGAAUCGCUUCCAGUCACGAUUCGGCGGUGAUGAAGCGCCGUUGUAUCAAAUUUACCACAAGAAGAUGUGCGUUGCUGCAAUCAGGGAAGAUGAGGGGGCGGACAGUGACGAUGAGGACAACAUAUACACCACCUUUUCCGGCCCAUCAUCACCUGCUGCAAUCGAGGCACCCCCGACAUCGCCGCGGUGUGACUCUCCGGCACCAGACGCAGAGAACCAAGCCAUUGAUUAUACAACCCCAAGUGUACAGACAUUUGAUUUGAAGACGUCAUCGUCUGGUGCUGUCAGGUCCUUGUGGUGUGAAAUGCCAGAGGUGAAACAGAGCGGUGUGCUAAACAGAUUAACUCCACAAGAACGGAAACUGCAGGAGACAUUAUUUGAGAUUAUCACCUCUGAAGCUUCCUAUCAAAAAAGUCUUCUUGUCCUCGUGAAUAAUUUCUUAUUGGACCCGAUGUUUUCCGUGGAUCCUAAGAAGUGUGCGAUCAACAAGCGGGACAAGCAUUUCAUCUUUUCAAACGUUGUGGCCGUUAUGGAGAGUAGCGAAAAUUUAUUACGAGAUUUAGAAGCCCGAUGGCAGAAGAGCUGUGUAUUGGAUGACAUCUGUGAUGUGGUCGGUGAUCACGCUUCGAAAAACUUUGACGUUUACGUCAGGUAUUGCUCCAAUCAGAUGUACCAGUCGAGGACGUUAACAAAGCUUCUAGUAGAAAACAAGGAAUUCCGUGAAGCACUGCACUCCCUUGAGAAGAACCCAGCAUGUCAGGGCCUACCCAUGAAGUCUUUCCUCCUACUACCCAUGCAGAGAAUCACGCGGCUUCCACUGCUCAUCGAUGCUGUGUGUCAUCGGUGUGAGGUUGAAAAAGACAAGACGAUUUAUCCAUCAGCAAAGAGAGCUUUAGAAGUUAUCCAAGGGGUUGUAUCGAAGUGUAACGAAGGUGCUCGCAAUAUGGAAAGAAUGGAACAGAUGGUGGAGAUUGAAAGAUCGCUCAAAUUUAAAGUCAAGAAAUGUCCACUGAUAUCAGCGUCUCGGUACCUGGUAAAGAAAGGCGAGUUGUUACGCAUUUCGUCCGAGACGACAUCGACACUCAAACGUAUGGUGAAGGCUAAGGCCUCAAAGACACCUAUCUGGCUUUUCCUCUUUAAUGAUCUCCUCAUGUUAACAAAGAAAAAAGGGUUUAUGCUCAGAGAACAGUAUGGUGUGUUUGACUAUUGCUCAAGAAUCAACAUCAGUGUUGAGUUGGUGGAGGAGCCGGAGCAUGACCCGAGGGUGCCAGAGAAUCUGUCCAGCACCGUCAAGAACCUCUUCAUCCUCGCCCUGCUGGAGAACCACUGCGGCAAACAAGUCGAGCUCAUCUUAUCAGCGGAGUCAACGUCUGACCGUGCCCGGUGGAUAGAGGUAUUAUCACCUGCCAAGGAGGAAAGUAAAGAUGAGAAGGUUUACGAGUCGUGGGAUUGUCCUCAGGUUCAAGCCGUCUUCCAAUACGAGGCUAAGCAGCCUGAUGAACUCACGCUCGACGAGUCGGACGUCGUGAAUGUGAUACGAAAGAUGGGUGACGGCUGGUUUGAAGGUGAGCGAAUCCGUGACGGACAGAAGGGCUGGUUCCCGUCCAAUCACACGAUGGAGAUAAUGAACGCACACGUGAGAGCAAAGAACUUGAAACAGCGCUACAGGCUCAUGGUGUUGUCACAACAGGCGGUCGUGGAAGGGAAAGGGAGUAAUGUUAAAGUGCAGACGUCGCAGCAGAAGCACAUGAUUUGAGGGAGAGAUACGUAUUUUCAGGAUUUUCAGACUUAUGAGGCAUUGCAGUUAUUUCUCCACCCUUGCUUAGUAUCAUUGGACAUUUCUAAGUGUUAAGACUACAUGAAUGUCAUCAUAAUUGGUUGGCAACAUUCAUAUAUCAUUUAUGAAGAUGAGCCUCUGGAAAGAAUCGUUUUGUCACUGACGUAUCAUUAUGGAGUGAACCACUUCAUAACAAUUUGGAGCGGGGUGGCAUACUAAUGCAGGUGUUCCACUCUCUAUCCAAGUGUCUGUCUCAUCAUCAACAGAAAUGUUCUAAUACUUCUAAUAUUAAGGUACGUUUGUGGUGUAUGUUAUCUCCACCCAAGUAUCAGUUGAACUCCUGUGAGUAAUUAACACAGUAAUUAGGCCUAGUUUACAGAACAUCCAAUGGUGCUCUUAAAUGUCCCAUCUUUGUUUAGAAUUGACUGUAGAUACUCUGUGAAACCCGGUAAUACCCUCAUGUGCCGCCAAGACGAAAGAAAAGGAUUCUUCAGUACACUAAUAACUUUGAAUGAAUGAACAUUACUGUAAAAAAUGUAAAAAUGUAAAGAAUGAAUGUAACCACAGAUAUGGAUGUCUAGAUUAAUGUUGUGUUAAUGUUAAAAUAUUUCUUUGCUAGCCUCACCAAAACGAUCCAAGCCCUGAUGUAGCAAUUUUUGGUAGUUGUCGCGGCAUCUCGCAUGCACAAUUUUUCGAUACACCGUAACUUGCAAAUGUUGGGACUUUUCCUCUUGUGUAAAAAAGAAUUUAAGUUUAAGUUUUGAACCCUUUAAAAUUUGUCCAAAUGUCUGUGUAUCUUUAAUGUAAGUGCUUUAAAAUGCUAGCAAAUAUUGACUUCUUUCGAAUACUCAAUUUAGAUGGACCUUCGGAACCGAAUUGUCUUGUAAUUAUGUUUUUAAUGAUGGUGCACUCAAAAUAUUUCUUAUUAUUUAUCAUGAAUGGAAUAAGUGUCAAUAUUUUGAUUCAUUUACAACCUGAUAACAAUCAUGUGCGGUCUGUACUUUACUGGUUAGCCUUGGGUAAGCUCACAACUGAACCUUUUAACACGCCCACUUCCCAGAAUGGACUUAUCAAUACCUGACUUGCCAAACUCAGCUCGACGCCGAACUGCAGCGCCACUCGCGGACAAAGAUAAAACAACUCGACAUUUUUUUCACCGGUUUUCUCGCUGCGCAUGCGUACCAGCGUCAUCUUUUGUUGAUUUCCGCUGGUACGCAUGCGCAGCGAGAAACCGGUGAA
Molecule: messenger RNA, 6186 nt
Organism: Lineus longissimus
Lineage: Eukaryota; Metazoa; Nemertea; Pilidiophora; Heteronemertea; Lineidae
Exons: 22
Coding region: 202-4926 (1574 amino acids)
Biological process (GO): activation of GTPase activity
Molecular function (GO): guanyl-nucleotide exchange factor activity; protein binding
Source: RefSeq, a predicted model, not a curated record